AAUGGCUACUUUGAAUCCGAUCAAGAAGAAGAAAAGUGAAAGAAAAUUGGCGGCUUGGGGAGUUUUUAAUACGUAUUUGUUUUUUGGGAAUAAUUAUAUUCGUUCAUAUUCCUAGAAAAUUUUAAGAAACUAAUAUUGUGAGUGGUGUGGUGCAUACAAAAACUUAGAAAAUUGUGUAUCGUUAUACCUAUGAUUAGAUCUUCGGAAUUUCAUCGGCCAAAAAUUAUCAUUGUAGGGGUUAAUCCUAAUUGCUGCAUUAAAUUACGCUGUAUUAAAACAGAUUUCAACAUAAAUAACUUUCACUGGAUGAAUGCUACUGCUAAAAAAGUGUGGUUUGUAAAGACUCGUUGGUGCGAAACUGUAAUAAAUGUAAGGAAACAACUCGACCUAUACCUCAAACAAAAAAAGGUUGAGCAAAGUAAGCUACUCGCAGAAAUACGAGGGCAAAAAAUAAAAACCAAAUGGUUAAAAGGUGUGCGCAAUCGUCUAACAAACAGGAUGCGCAAAAAGAGUGUAAAAAGCUUACGGUAAAAGUAAAAAGAAUAAAUGUAGACAAAAAACUUUGCUAUUCAAAGGAAAAAGAACGAAGCUCUCAUAAGAAACAUGAGUGUGAACCAAAAAAAUCAGCAUUAUCUGGAUGUGCAAUCGCAGUAGCAUUGCAGGAUCAAUGCACCACUAAAUUGAGUGAAGAGACUACUAAGUCAAAGUGUCACGACCCAAAGUCAUUUAAAAGAGCAGUGGUAAGAUUAAAACGCCUUAAAUUUGACACCAUUACCAGGCUAGCACCCACUGAUCUAUCAAGAGAAUCAGCAUUAUUUGGAUCUUUAACCGCAUUGAAUGUGCAAGGUGAGUACUCCUCAAGCUUGUGUAAAGAGCCUAAAGAAGCAAAUCAUCAACUAACAUCGGUUAAAAAGGUAGUGGUAAGGUUAAAACGCUUCAAAUUUAUCAGACCAUUGGCAUCUGCUUAUCAAGCAAGAGAUAAUAUUAAUUAUCAAGUAUCUGGAUACUCAAAGCUUAGAAGAGAGCCAAAAAAAUCAAUACAACCUAAAGUCACAAAAUCGGAUAAAGAACAGACAAUCAGUAUUCUACAAAGGAAUUGCAAACAAUUUAAAUCUUCAAAACUACCCGAAAAUUUAAAAAAAGUCGAAAAGGUGACUGACACUAAGAUGAAGACCAGAUUUCAAGAUAAAAUUUCCAAAGGGCUGGAUUUAACGCCGAAAUCAAAAGAAAGGCCCAGUCAGAAAGCGUCUAUAUCAAAAAAUGUGCCAAAAAAAUCAAUACAACCUAAAGUCACAAAAUCAGAUUGCAAACAAUUUAAAUCUUCAAAACUAAACGAAAAUUUAAAAAAAGUCGAAAAGGUGACUAACACUAAGAUGAAGACCAGAUUUCAAAAUAAAAUUUCCAAAGGGUCUGAUAUAACGCCAAAAUCAAAAAAUACGCCCAGUCAGAAAGCGUCUAUAUCAAAUAAUGUGUUCCGUAAGCAGCAUGGCCUAAUAAUGGAUUUAGUUAUGACCCCAGUGACAGACACUAAGAUGAAGACCAGAUUUCAAAAUAAAAUUUCCAAAGGGUCUGAUAUAACGCCGAAUUCAAAAAAUACACCCAGUCAGAAAGCGUCUAUAUCAAAUAAUGUGUUCCGUAAGCAGCAUGGCCUAAUAAUGGAUUUAGUUAUGACCCCGGAUGAUCGUAAUAAUUUGAAUAAGCUAAGUUUAAGGAAAAGGACAAGUAAGCGGAUUUCAGCAGAUGCUAACGCCACAAAAACACUUGAAACCAUCCGAUUUAGUCCUGUAAGAAAUUCAACUACAUAUGCGAUAGAUGUAGGAACGUUGAGCGAAGAAAUGUGCAAUGAAGAAUCUCUAAAUUUGACGAGGAGAAGUCAGGAUAGAAGUGGGCCAAAUAAAGAUACUUCUAAUUCAGAAGGAAAUCGGAUACCCAAAAAUAUCGCAAAUAAGCCCGAUUUGAUAGAGCAAUUACUUUGUAGCGAUGAAGAGCAACAAACACACACAAGAGAAGAACGAAAUGAAAGAAACGAAAGCCAGGCAACAAAGCCCGUAAAUAGAACGCAUAAAUUUUUUCACCGUUCGCCCAAAACUCAACCACAUUCGAAUAAACUACCAGCUGAGUCGGAAAAUAUUUUUGAGUUUUUAUCUCAAUCCGAUACUUCGAACACCCAAAUAGAUAAAUGCAAAGACCCAGCGGCGGAUAUAAUAAAAAAAAUGAUAUCUGAUGGGAAGGUGCGUGUGGCUGUUAAUAAUAAGGGGACGGGCCGACCUAUUUUGAAACGAUGCCAACGAAAAAAUCGACGGAAGAAACAGAUUGGACGUAAAAAUAAAGCAUCGCAGGAGAAAGAUUCCUCCAAAAAAACUGUCGCACCCACUAUUAAAGAUGGUGUGCUUGAAAGUGAAGUUCAUAACAAUUAUGACAAUGACGAUGAUAAUGGUAGUCAAAAUUUGAAUGAUCAUCUAAGUUACUCUGCAACAAAAGAUGCGGGAGCAGACGAGCAUGUAAGUGACGGAGGCUUUAGCCGUUUAGCUCGCUCAGUGCUGUUGCAACAAACAAAGAAAUAUGAAAAUACUCACAUUAAGACCCUCGCUGAGAAACGACGCUUGCUCGAAGUCGCUCGUAAAUUUGUUAGUACGCCAGCAUCGAACCGGAUGAAGGGAAAUCUGGCUACAGCCGAUAUAUCACCUAUUCAAGCACCCAGCAUGCAAGGUCGCCCAGUGUGUCCUUCACCGUGGCGAAUCGACGAAGAUUUGCAUCUGCCGAGUGUAUUUAAUUUCACCAAAAAUACAUCGUAUUUGCCGACAUUUUCGAGUGAUUAUAUUCCUGCAACUCCGAAAAAGAAUAAAUCAAAUAAUAGUUCCCAAUUGUGUAAUGAGACCAAUGUGCCAAUUGAGAAGUCUCCAGUAACAAAGCAGGCCAAUUUAACCAACAUACCGAAUAAUAUAACAAGCAGUGAUUCGAGUGGAUGCUUGCAAGGCUCACGAGGAAAUGACUCGAAUGCAGAAAAUAUGCCGCCAACAGAGGUAACUCCUGCCCGAAAUCUAUCGAACAACGAUGAGAAUGCCGUCAUAUUCAAUGAAUUGCCUAAUCCCCGGCGGACACUCAAAUACCGAACCCCACUCAAAGCCAUUAAUGUAAUAGAAGUUAUAAAUUUGCCGCCGUGGAAAAAACCAACGAAUAGUGAUGGUCAAAACGAAAAAAACGUUAAAACAGUUACCUUUGAUAGUAACAAAGAUGAUGAAACGCAAAAUGCGGACGAUUUAUUUGGGUUCGAGGAAUUUUUAGAUCAAAGCUCUGAUAAUGAUGAGGUUUCAAAUGCAGCCAAUAAAACAGUGGCGAAGAGGAUAUCAACAAAACGAAACUUACGCAAAAAACUCAAGGAAUUAAAAAAGUGGCGACCAAAAGACACCGUUCGUGAUACAUCCAACGCAUCCGAAAAGCCGCCUUUUGUAUUUAACGAAAAUGGAGACAGACCGAAACAGCGGCUUAUUAAGGAAAUGCUCUGCUCUACCAUGAUUAACCAAAUGCAUGACAAACGUCCUGGAAAAGAUGAAAGAAUAGAAUGUAAUAGGGAAGAGGGUGAUGUGCAACCAAUUGAAACAGAUUUUUUUAAUGACUAUGAGCCGGAAGAUUCAUUUCAGAAAAAGCCACAGCGGACCUAUGCCCGACCUGUAAAGCGAAAACGCAAAGCUGUGAAAAAUUUCGUUAUGUUUCUUGACAGUGAGGAAUCUAAUUCAGACUCUGAAAAGGACGAGCACAAGCAGAAAAAAAGGGUUCAAAAGAAGAAACGACAGGCAGCACACGAUGAGCCUGAGGUAAAUCCUCAAUUGGAAUCUUUUGUGAGUGAAUUCAACAGCAUGUGCAAGGAAGUGGAAAACUACGAGCUGCUUGUGGAAUAGUGUAAACAUAUACAAUAUAAUUUAUAAUUUAAGCUUUUAUUACUUGUAAUGCAUGAAUAUAUGUAUGUAAAUGUAUUUUUAUUUGCCUUUUAAAGGUAUUUCGGUAUUAUAAAUUUUCAUUUUUGUGGAUAUACACAUAUAUUUCUUUAACGUCGAACAUCGCAAGUCUGUGGACAUAAAUGCACAUAAAAAAAUAAAUCUAUGAUCAACUUAUCGGCAAACUA
Messenger RNA from Anastrepha ludens (Mexican fruit fly), 4123 nucleotides. RefSeq names its product protein dalmatian (gene dmt). The record is from RefSeq and is a predicted model, not a curated record. The transcript is spliced from 9 exons. NCBI's taxonomy places the organism in Eukaryota, Metazoa, Arthropoda, Insecta, Diptera, Tephritidae. The coding region runs from base 462 to 3899 and encodes 1145 amino acids.